GUCCUGCGCCGCGUCCAACCCGCCCGCCCGACCCCGGCCCGACCCCGGCCGGCUCCGCCCGCCCGGCCCCGGGGAGGGAUGAGGCGGCGCGGCGCCCAGGAUGCCCCGCAGCCCCGGGACGCGCCUCAAACCCGCCAAGUACAUCCCGGUGGCCACGGCCGCCGCGCUGCUGGUCGGCUCCAGCACCCUGUUCUUCGUGUUCACGUGCCCGUGGUUGACACGAGCUGUGUCCCCAGCUGUUCCUGUCUACAAUGGCAUCAUCUUCCUGUUUGUCCUGGCCAACUUCAGCAUGGCCACCUUCAUGGACCCUGGCGUCUUCCCCCGAGCGGACGAGGACGAGGACAAGGAGGAUGACUUCCGAGCCCCGCUAUACAAAAAUGUGGAUGUGCGAGGCAUCCAGGUCCGCAUGAAGUGGUGUGCCACCUGCCACUUCUACCGCCCACCGCGCUGUUCCCACUGCAGUGUCUGUGACAACUGCGUAGAGGACUUCGACCACCACUGCCCCUGGGUCAACAACUGCAUUGGGCGCCGCAACUACCGCUACUUCUUCCUGUUCCUGCUGUCGCUCAGUGCACACAUGGUGGGCGUCGUGGCCUUUGGCCUGGUCUACGUGCUGAACCACGCGGAGGGGCUGGGUGCUGCUCACACGACCAUCACCAUGGCUGUCAUGUGUGUGGCCGGCCUCUUCUUCAUCCCUGUCAUCGGCCUAACUGGCUUCCACGUGGUGCUGGUCACUCGCGGGCGCACCACCAACGAGCAGGUGACGGGGAAGUUCCGCGGGGGCGUGAACCCCUUCACCCGAGGCUGCUGUGGGAACGUGGAGCACGUGCUGUGCAGCCCCCUGGCGCCCCGAUACGUAGUGGAGCCACCCCGGCUGCCACUUGCCAUGAGCCUGAAGCCACCCUUCCUUCGGCCUGAGCUCCUGGAACGAGCUGCACCGCUCAAGGUCAAGCUCAGUGACAAUGGGCUGAAGGCUGGCCUGGGCCGCAGCAAGUCCAAGGGCAGUCUGGACCGGCUGGACGAGAAGCCGCUGGACCUGGGGCCGCCGCUGCCCCCCAAGAUAGACGCCGGCACGUUCGGCAGCGACCUGCAGACACCGCGCCCAGGCAGUGCUGAGAGCGCCCUGUCAGUGCAGAGGACCAGCCCCCCGACACCUGCCAUGUACAAGUUCCGGCCGGCCUUCUCCACGGGGCCCAAGUCACCCUUCUGCGGGCCGGGUGAGCAGGUCCCAGGCCCCGACUCCCUGACCCUGGGGGACGACAGCAUCCACAGCCUGGACUUUGUGUCUGAGCCCAGCCUCGACCUUCCUGACUACGGGCCCGGCGGCCUCCACGCGGCCUACCCACCGUCCCCGCCACUCAGCGCCUCUGAUGCCUUCUCGGGUGCGUUGCGCUCCCUGAGCCUCAAGGCCGCAGGCCGGAGGGGCGGGGACCACGUGGCCUUGCAGCCCCUGCGCUCCGAGGGUGGGCCGCCCACGCCCCACCGCAGCAUCUUCGCCCCCCACGCACUGCCCAACCGCAACGGCAGCCUCUCCUACGACAGCCUGCUCAACCCCGGCUCGCCCGGCGGCCACGCCUGCCCGGCCCACCCCUCGGUCGGUGUGGCCAGCUACCGCUCGCCCUACCUGCACCCUGGGGCGGCGGGCGACCCGCCACGGCCCCCACCCCGCAGCUUCAGCCCCGUGCUGGGCCCCCGGCCACGGGAGCCUUCGCCCGUGCGCUACGACAACCUGUCCAGGACCAUCAUGGCGUCCAUCCAGGAGCGCAAGGACAGGGAGGAGCGCGAGCGGCUGCUGCGCUCCCAGGCUGACUCACUCUUCGGCGACUCGGGCGUGUACGACGCGCCCAGCUCCUACAGCCUGCAGCAGGCCAGCGUGCUGUCCGAGGGCCCCCGGGGCCCUGUGCUGCACUACGGCUCCAGGGAUGACCUCGUGGCUGGGCCCGGCUUCGGGGGCGCCCGCAACCCUGCCCUGCAGACGUCGCUGUCCUCGCUGUCCAGCUCUGUGAGCCGGGCACCGCGGACGUCCUCCUCCUCCUUGCAAGCCGACCAGGCCAACAACAACGCCGUGGUGACCCGGCCUGGCAGUGGCUCACACAGGUCGCCUGGGCGCCAGGGUCUGCCUUCCCCACCUGGCACUCCCUGCUCACCCUCCUUCUCGGGCCCCAAAGCCGUCGCCUUCAUCCACACGGACCUCCCAGAGCCGCCGCCCUCACUGGCCGUGCAGAGGGACCACCCUCAGCUGAAGACCCCCCCAAGUAAGCUUAACGGGCAGUCCCCGGGCGUGGCCCGGCUGGGGCCUGUCUCUGGCCCCCCAGGGCCCUCCGCCAGCCCCACCCGGCACACGCUGGUUAAGAAGGUGUCCGGCGUGGGUGGGACCACGUACGAGAUCUCGGUGUGAGGACUGACCACCACCCGUCGGCCGUGGCACCAUGGGGACCAGGGCCCCCAGCAGCCCUCCCCCCACCGACCUCUGUGCCCCAGGGACAGGAGGCCACCUCGGCCCGUGUGGAGGCAUCAGCAGGAGCGAGCGCCACGCCUCCACAGCUUGCCCCAAGCCUUCCGCCUGCCCCUCCACGUGUCUGCCCCUGGGGCACGCAGGACCCUGGCCCAGGCUGGGCCCAGGGCUGCGGGCCUGUGUCGCUGGGCCCUGUCAGCUGUGUGCCCCCCGGCUGUAGCCAGGCCAGCCCACAGCAGCCCACGGCCCCAGCCAUUCCCCUUACAGACGGGUCCCUGAGGCCCAGAGGCACACAGAGGUGCCCAGGGCCCCCGCCACCCUCCUGGCGCAGCCUGCGGGCUCUGGGACGGAAGGUCCCCUCGAGGCUCCUCCUAAUCCGUUGCCUUUCACGGGCCCCCUGGAAGCUUGUAGCUUGGCAGGGCUGGUGCUUCUGCAGGAAGUCCAGCCCCGUCUACUCUGGGUUGUGACAGACGGGUGGACAGACGGACAGCCAGCCAGCUGUGGCAGGGGUCCCAGCUCUGUGUGUCCCGUCUCGCCCGGCCAGUGGGCUCAUGUCCCCAUGUCUGUGUGCCGAGCUGCCAUGCUGUGUCCGACGUGUCAGCGCUCCAGCCGCCGCUGUCCCUUUCAUUGAAGCCUUAACCUCUGCUUUAUGCUCUUGUGGAGGCGACAGAGGGCAGGCCGGAGCGGGUGUGGGUGAUGCUGCCACAGGGGCGGGUGGCACCUGCAGCCCUUGCCCUGGCCCUCAGGCCCUCCCUGCCAGGCUGGAGAGUCCCUGCCCCUGGUAUGCCAGCCCCCGGCCCCGGCCCGGCGGCGGCAUGUGCCGCAUGGAAAGCACAUCGGGGAAGGGUCAGUGCAUCCCCUGGCGUCAGGGACCUGAGAGUAAGCACACGACAGCGUCCGCUUGCGUUGUGUCUGUUUUAUGUUUUUAUAUCUACAUCUAUAUAUCUAUAAUUUUAUUAAAAAAAACCAAAAAGA
This is a messenger RNA of Lemur catta (Ring-tailed lemur), 3430 nucleotides long. It is a transcript of the gene ZDHHC8, whose product is annotated as zinc finger DHHC-type palmitoyltransferase 8. NCBI's taxonomy places the organism in Eukaryota, Metazoa, Chordata, Mammalia, Primates, Lemuridae. Gene Ontology annotation, molecular function: palmitoyltransferase activity. The record is from RefSeq and is a predicted model, not a curated record. Gene Ontology annotation, biological process: protein palmitoylation.